Messenger RNA from Didymodactylos carnosus, 957 nucleotides. The record is from the annotation of a GenBank genome assembly. Lineage: Eukaryota; Metazoa; Rotifera; Eurotatoria; Philodinida; Philodinidae.
AUGAUAGCAAGUCAUUCAUUAAUUGGUGCUAGCCUCUAUCCAGGAUUAUCAACACAAAUGUUAAAUUGUCUAGGCAUGUGUAAUUAUGCAUCAGGAGGAAAUGCUCAAGGAUAUAAUAUAAGCACACAUAUUAUACCUUACUGCACAGAUUUGAAUUCAGCAAUGGGUACAGUUAUUGGUCAACGUGCCGACACAGAGUUAUUAUAUUUAAACGAUAAUUUUACAGUUGCUUUUCAGUCAACGGCUCCUCAAGCCUGGAUUGGUUUAGGGGGAGCAACAACUAGCAGUGCACUUUGGUCUUUGUCAUGUCGCAUUGAUUUAUAUCUAAGACCAGAUGGUUUUUAUAAUUCUGCUCCUGUUUCAACAAUGAUGUCGCCAAUUAAUAUACCACAAAAUAUUCAGCAAACAAUUAACAUACCAGUGUCUGAUGCAAAUAACGAUAUUAUCAGUUGCCGUUGGGCAUCUGGCUUCGCUGAAUGUGGUGAUGCAUGCCCUCCAAGCUCGUUACCUGCAGGCACAAUUUUAUAUCCAAACUGCACCAUGGAAAUCACUGGAACAGUGCUUAAUGCUUAUUAUGCUAUCACAAUUAUGGUAAGGACCCUAGCCGAUGAGGAUGCAGAAAAUAAUAUUGUGCAAGAAAUUGUACCGAUCACGAUCCCACUGCAUGUUGUUAGUGCAUCAACAUGCACACUUGCUCCAGAGAUUAUCGGUGCUCCAGCUGCACUAUCGUGUACAAGCGUACAAGUUGGCGUUAUAUUUACAACGACGUUAAUUGCAAAAAAUAAUUGUCCAGUUACCGGCAGUAUCACAGAAAUAUCUACAUUAUCAUUAUCGGGCAUUAGUAAAAGUGCUCUUACAAACAGCAAUUCAUCGAUAUACUACAGAACUAUAACAUGGCAACCGACACUGGCUCAAAUUGGACCUCAACUUUUGUGUGCGAUAGCUGUUGACAGGUGA